AUCGAGGCUGCCCAUGUGAAAUCUUCCGAAAUUACGAAAAACCUCGAAACAUGUCAGACUACGACUUCUCUUCCAGUCUGUCGAGCUAUGGCUCGGGCAGUCCGUCUCUUGGGGCGAGUGGAUCAUCUGCCCAAAAGAAACAGGUCAUGGAUCAAGUGAGGAAUCAAGUUGCUGUCGCUCAGGCACAAGAACUGUUGCAGAAAAUGUCUGAUAAAUGUUUCAAGAAAUGUAUUUACAGACCUGGAACUAGUCUAGAUAGUUCUGAACAGAAAUGCAUAGCAAUGUGUAUGGAUCGAUACAUGGAUUCUUGGAAUAUAGUUUCAAGGACAUACAAUGCUAGACUACAAAAGGAACAUUCUGGUGGAUUCUCAUAAUGAAUAUAUACAAGCUGAUAGUCUUAUAUUCUUGGAAAUGUAUGUGUGUUUGUAAAUUUAUUAACCAAUGUGAACAUUG
Molecule: messenger RNA, 453 nt
Organism: Rhopilema esculentum
Lineage: Eukaryota; Metazoa; Cnidaria; Scyphozoa; Rhizostomeae; Rhizostomatidae
Product: mitochondrial import inner membrane translocase subunit Tim13
Source: RefSeq, a predicted model, not a curated record